Platichthys flesus (European flounder) is the source of this 1424-nucleotide messenger RNA. RefSeq names its product cortexin 2 (gene ctxn2). Lineage: Eukaryota; Metazoa; Chordata; Actinopteri; Pleuronectiformes; Pleuronectidae. The record is from RefSeq and is a predicted model, not a curated record. The transcript has a single exon. Bases 67 to 312 code for a protein of 81 amino acids.
CCAUGCAGGCUCCUGAGCGCCUGACCCCAUCGGAGGAAAGAUGAGGCGCCUAGAUGUUGGUUCACCAUGUUUAGCGGCCACCACAACCACUCCCUUGCUGCCAUGAGCGGGAACGACAUGAUGGCGCACUCGCUGACUCUGGAGCAGAAGACAGCGUUUGCCUUCGUGGGGAUGCUCCUGGUGUUCCUGGGGCUGCUGAUAGUCAGAUGCUUCAGGAUCCUGCUGGACCCCUACAGCAGCAUGCCCUCCUCCAACUGGGCCGACGGCAUCGAGGGGCUGGAGAAAGGGACGUUUGAGUACGCCCUCACCUAACACAGGGACACACACAUCCACAGAUGUCCAUCACGAGCAGAAUUGCCAUAUAUAGACACACACAUAUGCAUACUCGCGGACACUAAGAGCGCAUGCUUGCACACACGCAAACACAAGUAAGCCGCAGCCCCACAAAACCAUCGCUCCUGACACUGACGCACCAUCAAGACAUCUCCCUUUGACAGACUGGAGCUGUGUGUGCUGUUCAGUGUGUGUGCGUUGUUAGUUCAGAGCCAAUGUGUGAGUCUCUCGACUGUACGUGGCUACGUGUGUGUCGUGUGUGUGUGUGUGUGUGUCUCACCGAAGUGUGAGACAGAUGCUUUUACAUACUCUCUGCCUUGCUGCCAGGGUGGUGUGCAUUUCAGAUCAUGGAUUUACACGGAAAUGGGUGGAGGCCCCUUUAACCCAUGCUCUCAAGAUGAAUGUGUGUGGAUCGGAGGUGGAUGUGCAGGUGGAUGCUUGUGGGACGGGCUGGAGAAUCAGGGGUGCAGUGGCACAGUUUGAAGACUCAGGGACAGGAUUCCUCACUGUGGGAAACAGAGCGGUUCCACCUCUGCACAGCAAAGCUCUUCUGCACAAGAUUGUAUACUGUACGGUUGGAUACAGGGUAUUAUUUCCAAUUUCCUGCUUUGUGGACAAAUUAAAUCCAAUCUGUUGGUGAUCCAAAUGGAUGCUGCUGCUGCUGCCGCUGUGUGUGUGUGUGUCUACAGAUUGUUCCUUUCCUUGGUGUGUUGCUUUUUGAAGUCAUGCAGCGAAAAGGCAACUGAACAAACUGUGAUUUACGUCUUAAUGAUGCAAACACAACUCUGCUAGAGUUUGUCCUGCUGCUGGUUUUGAAUGUUGCCAGAAUUACAUGUCUGAGUGAAAAAAAUAAAAUGUUUACUCUUGACGGUACGUCCGCAAAGACAUAUGAGGACGAUGCUGAUUCAUGGACUGUCUGAGGUUUUUGCUGAUGCAGUCCAGCCCAAGAACUUUCGAGGGAAAUGAGGAUCCGAGACUUGGAGCACUCUCUCUCCCUCUCUCUCUCUCUCUCUCUCUCUCUCUCUCUCUCUCUCUCUCUCUUCCAACGCUGCUAGUUUUCUAACGACGGGGAGAAACUCUCACCGCCUGUC